Messenger RNA from Cavenderia fasciculata, 4524 nucleotides. It is a transcript of the gene abcG6, whose product is annotated as ABC transporter G family protein. NCBI's taxonomy places the organism in Eukaryota, Evosea, Eumycetozoa, Acytosteliales, Cavenderiaceae. Bases 1 to 4524 code for a protein of 1507 amino acids. Gene Ontology annotation, biological process: sorocarp morphogenesis; aggregation involved in sorocarp development. The record is from RefSeq and is a predicted model, not a curated record. Gene Ontology annotation, cellular component: membrane. The transcript is spliced from 8 exons. Gene Ontology annotation, molecular function: ABC-type transporter activity; ATP hydrolysis activity; ATP binding.
AUGGCGAAGGAAUCCCCAAACAAUAAGGGAUUUUCCGGGUCUACAGGUAUAAAUCGAAGAAACCUGGCGAGUAGUAGUGGAAAUAUCCCAAGUGUUCCAAAUAAUGAUAAUAAUAAUAAUAAUAAUAACAAUAAUAAUAAUAAUAAUAAUAAUAAUAAUAAUAAUAAUGCACCAAGAUAUGUUUAUAGUCCAAAUAAUAAUAAUAAUAAUAAUUCAAUUACAAGUCCAACAAGACAAGGAUAUGAAAAAGGAUCGCCAUCAACUUUAUAUGUACCAACAGAAUCAUCAUAUCAACAAGAUAGAGGAAAUGGAGAUUAUAAAGCAACAGAAGAUUCAAAUUAUCUAAGAGCCAGUCAAAAAGCUAGUAAUUAUUUCCCGAUUCCAGAUUCUGAAAAUAGUGGUGUCAAUCCACAGGCAAAAGAGGAAUUGAAAAAAGAGAUUGCCGAUCGACAGGAUCCAACCAAAACUGGUAGUCAUGUCUAUGUUCAUCAUCUAACAUACACUGUCAAAGAUGCUGAAGAUAAACAUCGUAAAGUUGAUCUGUUGACUGACAUUUCAUUCUAUCUCAAGCCUCAAACCAUGACAUUGAUCCUUGGUACACCGGGAUGUGGUAAAUCAUCCCUUUUCCAUGUAUUGGCAGGUCAAGUCAGUGAAAAGAAAUUACAAGGAACUUUAUUAUUCAAUGGUCAUAAAAUUAACAAAAAGAAUCAUCAUCGUGAUAUUUCUUUUGUUACUCAAGAAGAUAUGCAUAUGCCAUUAUUGACAGUUCAAGAAACAUUUAGAUUUGCAUUGGAUUGUCAAAGUAGUGAUUUAACAAGUGCAGAAAAAGAAAUGCGAGUCGAAAGUUUAAUGAGACACUUGGGUUUAUACGAACAAAGAAAUACAAUUGUUGGUGAUGAAAUGGUUCGUGGUAUUAGUGGUGGUCAAAAGAAAAGAGUUACUAUUGGUGUUAAUGUAAUUAAAGGAAGUAAUUUACUUUUAAUGGAUGAGCCAACUACUGGAUUAGAUUCAUCAACGUCGCUGGAUAUCAUAAGUUCAGUUAAAACAUGGGUACAGUAUGGAUAUUCACCAGCUUUAAUCACACUUCUUCAGCCAAGUGCUCAAUUGGCAAGUCUUUUUGAUAACCUGAUGAUUCUAUCCGAGGGGCAAAUCGUUUAUUUUGGUCCAAUGAUGUCUGCAUUGGAUUAUUUCGAAAACCUUGGUUUUGUUUGUCCCAAACAUAAUAAUCCUUCUGAAUUCUUUCAGGAAAUUGUUGAUACACCAGCAAGAUAUUCUGUUUCACAACCUCCAAGAUGUCAAACCUCUGAUGAUUUUGUAAGAGCAUAUAAAAAUUCAAACAUGUAUAAAGAAUUAAUGCAAUUAAUGGAUUCACAUCCAUCUGGUAUAGUUGAUGAUAAUGUAAAUGUUAGUCAGUUGAGUGAUAAUAUUGAUAAGCCAAUGUAUGCAAUUGGUCUACACAAAAUGUUGUAUUACAAUGUAAUGCGUGAAACCAUGAUGACACUUAGAAACCUCUAUGGAGUAGCUGUCAGAGUACUCAAAGGUUUAAUCAUGGGUAUCAUUCUAGGUACUCUUUUCUGGCAACUUGAUCAUACAGUCGAAGGUGGAAAUGAUAGAUUCGGUCUACUUUUCUUUUCCAUGACAUUUAUUAUUUUCUCUUCUUUUGGAGCAAUCCAAAAUUUCUUUUCUCAUCGUGCUAUAUUUUAUGAACAAAGAUCUUUAAGAAUGUAUAAUACAUUUUCAUAUUAUAUUGCAACUAUUAUAGCUGAUGUUCCAGCAGCAUUGAUUGAAAUUGCUAUAUUUGGUUCUAUUACCUAUUGGCUUUGUGCUCUUAGAAGUUCAUUUAUUCGGUUCUUUUAUUUCCUUGGUUUAUUGGUUUUAUGUGAUAAUAUGGCAUUGGCAUUUGUUAAAUUCAUGUCUUGUAUUUCACCAACGGUUGAAUUGGCCAAUACUCUGGCAAGUGCGACUUUGGGUAUUUUCAUGUUGAUGUCUGGUUUCAUGGCCACACGUAAUCAAAUUGGAGGUUGGUGGAUUUGGCUAUACUUUAUAUCACCGUUUACGUGGUCGUUCCAAGGUCUGUGCAUCAACGAGUUUGCCGAGGUUGCCUACCAUUGCAAUCCAGAAGAAUACCAGCCACCCGUAAACGAGCCGUUGUUGGAGGUACCAGUGGCGCAGGGUGGGUAUGGUGGCACACGUAUCUGUCCCUACACUGAAGGAGAGGAUUUCCUCAGAAUAUUUGACAUGCACACCAACGAUGGAUUCAAAUGGCUGUGCAUGUCGUUUAUCGUGUUUUAUGCCAUCUUUUUCUAUGUUGGUGGUUACUUGGCACUGCGGUUUUUGCAUUUCGAAAGCACCAAACAUGCCCUCAAAGCAAAGUCCAACAAUCCCAUCACACGAUACAGAGAGUGGCGCAAAAAGAAGAAACUGUCCAAACACCGUCGCCAAGAGGUGCUCGAGCAGUCUCUCAGAGAGAGCGCCACACUGCGCCGCUCGCGUGGCAGUCUCAACGACGAGCAGAUCGAGAAACUCGAGCGUCGCGUCAAAGAUGAACACGAAAUGCUGGACGAUGAGCGCCAUAUCGACGAGGAGUUUGAAGACCAUAUCAUCCAUGUCAAUGGCUCGCAAGAGAUUAGACCAUCCAACCAACAACAAGGAAACAAGGGGUGUCUACUCCAGUUCAAAAACAUCAACUACUCGGUCAUGGUCAAGCAAAAGGACCAAGACACUGGCAAGAAGCGAAAGGUCCGUCUGCAGCUGCUCUACGACGUUUGCGGAUACGUCGAGCCUGGAACGAUGCUUGCUCUGAUGGGUCCGAGUGGUGCUGGAAAGAGUACCCUGCUCGACGUGCUUGCCGGGCGCAAGACAGGUGGAUUUAUCUCGGGCGAUGUCUAUAUCAACGGUCAUCCCAAGAACAAGUUCUUUAACCGUGUCGCUGCCUAUGUUGAGCAACAGGAUGUGCUGCCACCCACCCAAACGGUGCGCGAGGCCAUCUUUUUCUCGGCACAGUGUCGUCUCGGGCCAGAAUACUCGCACGAGUACAAGUUGACCAUGCUCGACAAGAUCAUCGAGGUGCUCAGUCUCAAAAAGAUUGAAAACUACAAGAUUGGUGUACUCGGCGACGGUAUCUCACUGUCUCAAAGAAAGCGUGUCAACAUUGGUGUCGAGUUGGCGUCGGACCCAGAGAUUAUAUUCCUUGAUGAACCAACAAGUGGGCUUGAUAGUGGGGCAGCCUACAAGGUCAUCAACGUCAUCUCCAACAUUGCCAAGGCACUCAAUCGAACGGUCAUUUGCACGAUCCAUCAGCCAUCGGCUGCCAUCUUUGAAAAGUUUGACCAACUCUUAUUACUCAAGACCGGUGGCAAGACACUCUACUUUGGGCCACUCGGAUACCAGAGCGAGGCAGUACUCAACUAUUGCGAGGGUUUUGGUCUGCACAUGAAGCCACACUACAACCCAGCCGAUUUUGUGCUCGAAGUGAGCGACCGCAAGGAAGCACCAAUGGGCCAAAACGGUGCGAUGGUGCCAUUCGACGGACCCAAGCUCUUCCUCGAGUCACAGCUCUACCAAGAUUGCCAGCAGCAUCUAGACCUCAAUGCACCGGUUCCCGACGGUCUCGUUGACAAGCACUUUGACAGUCAAUAUGGAUCCGGCUGGAAACUACAGUUUACAGUACUCAUGAAACGGUGCUGGCUAGCAAGAGCAAGAAGACCGCUGACAUAUGUCUCCAACUUUGCACGUCAGUUGUUGCUUGCCGUCAUUAUCGGUACACUCUUUAUCCGACUGGACUUUGAACAAGUCGAUGCUCGUGCUCGUGUCUCUCUACUCUUCUUUUCCCUCUUGUUUGGUGGUAUGACUGCCAUUGGAAGUAUCCCCACCACCUGUCUUGAAAGAGGUGUAUACUAUCGUGAAAAGGCGUCUGGAUACUACCAUGUCUCUGCGUAUAUGCUCAGCUAUGUCAUUUCCAACUACCCAUUCCUCCUCGCCACUUGCUGGAUCUAUGCCAUCCCGCUCUACUUUUUGACUGGACUCAACGAUGGAAAUGGAAGUGCUCGGUUCUGGUUUGCCAUCUUUAUCUUUUUCCUCGCAUAUAUGUUGUUUGAUGCGCUGGCGCUCUGUCUUGCACUCAUCUGUCCCAACGAUGUGGUAGCAACGGUUAUUUGUGGUGUCGUCUUGUCACUGUCUACUUUGUUUGCAGGUUUCAUGAUUCCACGUCCAAGUAUCAAAAAGGGAUGGCUGUGGAUGCAUUACAUGGACAUGGUGCGGUAUCCCCUCGAAGCACUGGUUACCAACGAGUUUGUCGACGAGACCUUUGUCUGUACCAACAAUGUCGGUGCCACCCCCAUCCCCCUCGCCGACGGUUCCAUCAAAUACUAUUGUCCCAUCACCAACGGUCUUCGUUUUAUCCAGUCCUAUGGUUUCCAUCUCUACCUUCGUUAUGUUGACGUUGGUAUCAUCUUUGGAUUCCUCGCUAUAUUCUAUUUUGUUGCUUUCUGUGGUCUUAAAUGGAUUAGAUGGCAAACUAAAUAA